GAGAACGGGAGUCGAGCGUGGUCACGAGCGUGUUAUAAAAGCGCUUCCCUGCUCACGUGACCCCUCUCCGCCAGAUCGCCGCCAUCAUGGACACGAGUCGCGUGCAACCCAUCAAGCUGGCUAGGGUAACCAAAGUGCUGGGCAGGACCGGCUCGCAGGGACAGUGCACGCAGGUGCGCGUGGAAUUUAUGGAUGACACCAGCCGCUCUAUCAUCCGAAACGUCAAAGGCCCCGUUCGAGAGGGUGAUGUGCUCACCCUAUUGGAAUCAGAAAGAGAGGCUCGGAGGUUGCGCUGACCUUGCUGCUGGGUCCUGGAUAUCCAACACUUGGCCCAUGAUGACCUGCAACUAUUAAAUAAAGCAUUUGUAUUGUUUUAA
Peromyscus leucopus (white-footed mouse) is the source of this 377-nucleotide messenger RNA. RefSeq names its product ribosomal protein S28 (gene Rps28). Gene Ontology annotation, molecular function: structural constituent of ribosome. The record is from RefSeq and is a predicted model, not a curated record. NCBI's taxonomy places the organism in Eukaryota, Metazoa, Chordata, Mammalia, Rodentia, Cricetidae. The transcript has 4 exons. The coding region runs from base 87 to 296 and encodes 69 amino acids. Gene Ontology annotation, biological process: maturation of SSU-rRNA; ribosomal small subunit assembly; translation. Gene Ontology annotation, cellular component: ribosome; cytosolic small ribosomal subunit.